AUGAAACACUAUGGCUGUUACGCUCAUAAGUUAAAUUUACUUCUCCAACAAUCAUUACAUCCUGUUGAAGACCUGAUAAAAAAAGUCAAAACUAUAGUCUCCCACUUUAAACGUAGUAACAAAGCAUCACAAAAACUGAUUAAGUAUCAGGAGUUGCAGGGAGCCAAACAGCCUAAAAGGAUCUUGCAGGAUAUUGCUACAAGAUGGAACUCUACGUUCUACAUGUUACAAAGGUUCGUAGAUUUGGAAGAGGCUAUAAAAUAUUCCCUAGCAAUCCUGGAUACCGAUUUGACCCCAUUAAGUUCGGAUGAGUGGGAAAUUUGUAAGCAGUUGUGUGACGUCCUACGCCCAUGUGAAGAAGUUACCAAAGAGAUGAGUAGCGAAAAAUAUUUGAACGCCAGUAAAGUAAUCCCAAUAACAAGGGGUUUGAAGUCUGCUCUUAAGAAAAUUUCUGUUAAUGUUACUAAAGAAAGUGUGAAAGACGUGCUUAAUUCCAUGCUCAAAAGCUGUGAUGACAGAUUUCCGAACUUGGAAAAAAGUAAAACCUUAAGACUUUGCACAUUCCUCGAUCCCCGCUAUAAACAUCACAUGUUUCUAGAAGAAUCUACAACCAUUGAAAUCAAGAAAGACCUGUGUGAUUUAUUAGUUGGAGUCAUAAAUCAAAAAAGAAAUGAACAAAAUCCUGAGGACCUCAGUGAUAAUGAAGUUGAACCAGACCAAGAAACAGAAUCUACCGAGAAAAAGAUUUCAGUUUGGGAUGAUGUUGAGGAAAUAAUUGCUAAAGUGAAACCGAAAUCCAAUCCCACUUCAAUGGCAAUCCAAGAGAUACAAAAAUACAUGGAUGACAGUCCAAUAUCUAGGAAAAAGGAUCCACUGGAGUGGUGGAAAUGCCACAAAAACAUUUAUCCCCAUCUAGCCACAGUAUUUAUUCGGAGCUGUGGCAUUGUCGCAACAUCCGUCCCUUGUGAGAGGAUGUUCUCUAAAGCUGGUUAUUUUAUAAGUGACAGAAGAACCCGUUUAACAACAAAAAAAGUAAAUGAACUGAUGUUUUUAAACACAAACCUAAAGUAGACCAAGACUUUUAAAACUGCAACUCUGGUGAAUCGAGGGUAGGCCUACAGUUCUUCGAAACUCAUUGUUUUGUAUGUAAUUACACCUACAUAAUUAAUAUUAAUGACUCUAGUUGAUCUUUUGAUAUUUUUUUCUAUUAUGAUGUUAUGAAGUACUAUCUUAUUAUAAUUAUGUCAUUUCUGUUAAUUUGUUCCUAUUUCGUAUUUAAUGCCUAAGUAUAAGUUACCUCAAACAAAACAGACUGAUACAUGUUAUUUUUUCUUAAUUUAGAUGUGUUUUUUAUAAUGUUAUUCGAUA
This is a messenger RNA of Homalodisca vitripennis (glassy-winged sharpshooter), 1368 nucleotides long. Its product is annotated as zinc finger BED domain-containing protein 4-like. NCBI's taxonomy places the organism in Eukaryota, Metazoa, Arthropoda, Insecta, Hemiptera, Cicadellidae. The coding region runs from base 1 to 1071 and encodes 356 amino acids. The transcript is spliced from 2 exons. Gene Ontology annotation, molecular function: protein dimerization activity. The record is from RefSeq and is a predicted model, not a curated record.